Molecule: messenger RNA, 2278 nt
Organism: Salvelinus fontinalis (brook trout)
Lineage: Eukaryota; Metazoa; Chordata; Actinopteri; Salmoniformes; Salmonidae
Product: STE20-related kinase adapter protein alpha-like
Exons: 13
Coding region: 178-1461 (427 amino acids)
Biological process (GO): protein phosphorylation
Molecular function (GO): ATP binding; protein serine/threonine kinase activator activity; protein kinase activity
Source: RefSeq, a predicted model, not a curated record
GACAUUAGUUACCGCCCCUUUUCGAUUAUAGUUGUUUGUUUAAAAUGGUAGCUAACAACUCGCUCCACCAGAUACUAGCUAGCUAAUUUUUCAAGUUAUUAACAUACAGUAUUUCUUUUGGAGGUUUUUUUUCUGGAUGGGGUUUCAGCGGUUCUAGCUGCCACAAUCGACAGAUCCAUGUCUUUUCUGCGUUGGGUCUCAGAGAAAUUGAGUGUGGAGAGCCUGAGGGAUUUUGAGUUUUUUGGAGAGCAAGCUCAGGGAAGCUCUCACAGGAAAGCCCAUGAAGACAGCCACGAGAGCCUGACCUCAGUCCCACGGCGGGACACCAUGGGAAGCUUCCUCCCUGACAGCAGCGCCUAUGAGCUCCUGACCAUCCUAGGUCGAGGCCUGGAGGACUUGAUGACCGUCAACCUUGCCAGAUACAGACCCACAGGGGAACAUGUAGCAAUCCGUCGGAUUGACCUGGAGUCCUGCACCAAUGAAAUGGUCAACUACCUGCAGGCUGAGCUCCAUGUAUCUAAGCUGUUCCACCACUCCAGCAUCCUGCCCUACAGGAGCAUCUUCAUAGCAGAGAACGAGCUGUGGGUCAUCUCUCCCUUCAUGGCCUAUGGGUCGGCCAGAGACCUGAUCAGCAGCCACUUCACUGAUGGGAUGAAUGAGCUGGCUAUCGCUUACAUCCUACUGGGCAUGCUCAAAGCCCUGGACUACAUCCACCACAUGGGCUAUGUACACCGGAGCGUGAAGGCCAGCCACGUGUUGAUCUCGGUAGACGGUCAGGUGUGUAUGUCUGGUCUGAGGAGCAUCAUCAGUCUGAUCCGUCACGGCCAGCGGGCCAGAGUGGUCCAUGACUUCCCCCAGUACAGCAUCAAGGUGCUGCCCUGGCUCAGCCCAGAGGUGCUGCAGCAGAAUCUGCAGGGAUACGACUUCCGGUCAGACAUCUACAGUCUUGGCAUCACAGCCUGUGAGCUAGCCAAUGGACAUGUGCCCUUCAAAGACAUGCCAGCCACACAGAUGUUGCUGGAGAAGCUGAACGGGACAGUCCCCUGUCUGUUGGACACCACCACCAUCCCCCCAGAGGAGCUGACCAUGAAGCCCUCCCGCUCUGGGGCUGACUCUGGGAUCUGUGAGGGCCCCAGCACCGGAGGGGCCCACCACUCUAACGGAGAGCCCUCCUCCUCGGGGAGCCACCCCUAUAGUCGUACCUUCUCUCCCCACUUCCAUGCUUUUGUGGAGCUGUGUCUACAGAGGGACCCAGAGAAGAGACCCUCAGCCAGUGCUCUCAUUGGUCAUUCCUUCUUCAAACAGAUCAAGCGUCGGCCAUCGGAGGCUCUGCCUGAGCUGUUCCGGCCCGUAACGCCCAUCACGGGCUUUGAGAGUACCCAGCCUCAGGAUGCUGCCUCUGGACUGGCUAGCCUGGAGUCUGGCCUCAGCCACAUGGAUGUGGAUGACUGGGACUUCUGACCACACAGGAACAGGAAGGAGGUGUGUGUAGUAACCAAGAGGUUAACAGGAGACGCUCUGAGAAGACUUCGGACUGGAUUUACGCAUUGUUCUUAUUAAAUGGCCCAUGUAAAUAAUUCAAACUAAGCAGUUUCUCCUCCCUUUGACUGGGUUAACGCCAGCUUCCAUCUCACCUCUUUGCUAUCGCUCUAGUCUAAAAGAUGCAUGAGCAGACAGACCCUUGCACUGACUGACACCCAAUUCCUCUCACGCACACAUCUCUCCAGAUUCUACUAAAGCUCUGGACCCAUCGAAGAACCGUAUGGGGGAGUAUGUCCAGUCAGCUCUUUCACUUGCCAAUGGAGAUGUUCCAUUAAAGGUAAAGCAGGGAGACUACCUCUUAUUUGAUCUGAGCUGUACUUGACCCUAUCUAGAGCCAUCUGUUGACAUUAAAGACCAGGAACUGACCGCAUUACCAAGGGUUGAUCCAAUCAGCCAUCUAGCCAGCACAACAGAUGGAAGAUUCCAGAAGUUUGUCCAAGGCUAUCACGAACCAGACAGUGUUUGCAUUUCCUCACAGCUGAGAAGAGACUCUCAUACUGAACCAUCAGUUUUACAGGAGAGGGAAGAAAAAAUCUGUUUCUACCUGAAACCCUCAACUGAAGAUGGCAAAGCAAGUUAACACUAGACUGUGCCAACAGGUCCAUGUAUUUGAUUAACCUUCCUGUUAUUGGCCAUUUAUGUCCUGCAAAAAAGUGAAUGUUACAAUGGUGCUUGUUUCACGAAGGGAAAGUGUUGGGAGUGUCAACUAUUUUACUUGAUAAAUACCUUUCACCUC